AAGUUUUAAAGGGCAGAGUUGUAAAAACUCCCAGGCUGUGGGAGUUCACUUUGACACCAAGUGGACCUGAAUCCGACGAUUGAACCCCCACAGAAGGAAGCAAGCAAGGAAGGAAGGAAGGAAAUAAAGAAAGAAGAAGGAGCGGAAAAAAGCGCCUGGAGCGUUUCAGAGAAACACCAAUUAUUUUGUAUUUCCCUUUAGAGAAGCUGAAGUAGCAGCUUGCUGGAGCGGACUGUGGUCGGCGCAAGAAGAAGAAGAAGAAGAAGAAGAAGAAGAACCUGCUGUGAAUUUCCAUGAUCCUGAAUCCAAUCUUGCUGCAGGAAAAAGGACAUUCACUUUGUCACCAAGUACUCGAUCAGAGUGUUUUCAUCCCGCCGAUCACCGCUGCCCCGGAGGUUUUUGCAGCGCUCAGAAGAAUUAAAAGCAACUCUGUGACGGAAAAAGAAUCGCCAGCGCCACAGAAGCAGCUAUGCAGCUUGAAAUCCAAGUAGCACUCAACUUUAUUAUUUCCUAUUUAUACAACAAACUCCCUCGACGACGUGUGAAUAUCUUUGGCGAAGAGCUGGAGAGGCAGCUGAAGAAGAAAUAUGAAGGCCACUGGUAUCCGGAUAAGCCAUACAAAGGUUCGGGGUUCAGGUGCAUCCACGUAGGGGAGAAGGUUGACCCCGUGGUGGAGCAGGCAGCCAAAGAGAGUGGGCUGGACAUCGAGGACGUCCGAAAUAAUCUCCCUCAGGACCUUAGCGUGUGGAUCGACCCGUUUGAGGUUUCCUACCAGAUUGGGGAGAAGGGACCGGUCAAGGUGCUAUACGUGGACGAUAACAAUGAGAACGGGUCAGAGCUGGACAAGGAGAUCAAGAACAGCUUUAACCCAGAAGCCCAGGUCUUCAUGCCAAUCAGUGACCCGGUCGGAGUCUCCUCAGAGUCCAGCUCGCCCUCUCCUCCCUUUGGACAGUCGGCCGCCGUCAGCCCGUCCUUCAUGCCUCGCUCCACCCAACCCUUAACCUUCACCACUGCCACCUUUGCUGCCACCAAAUUCGGCUCCACUAAGAUGAAGAGCAGCGGCCGCGGCAACAACGGCAGCAACAAUGGUGGCAACGGCAGCAGCGGUGGCAGCAAGUUGGCCCGCACUUCCCCCACCAAUAACCUGGGUCUGAAUGUCAACACCCUGCUGAAGCAGAAAGCCAUCUCCACCUCCAUGCACUCACUGUACGGGCUGGGCCUGGGUCAGCAGCAGCAGCAGCAGCAGCAGAAGGCCUCUGCUCUCUCUCCUAACGCCAAGGAGUUUGUGUUCCCCAGCCUCCCGGGCCAGACCAGCCCCGGAGCCGUGUUCCCCGGCGAGGGCUCCCUGGGACUCGGCCCCCUGCAGUACAACAAUGCCUUUGACAUGUUCGCGGCCUAUGGAAGCCUCAACGACAAGUCUCUCAUGGAUGGCCUCAACUUCAGUCUGAGCAACAUGCAGUAUUCUAACCAGCAAUUCCAGCCGGUCAUGGCUAACUAAACUAAACUAAACUCAACUCAACUCAACUCACCGCCGAGAUGUUAUUUAUGAAUGAUGGUGGCUCAAAGAGAAGGAAAAACAAACCACGCACAUUUAGACAAAAAACAAAACUGGGCUUUUCAAGGACUUGGUGUCUAGUCAGUGAAGCGCAUGUGCCCAAGGGAGUUUUUACCACCCGUCCCCCAGCCCCAUGAGUUUGUUUCUACUGAGAGCUUGUUGUACAAACACAUCCAAGCUUGGUUACUUCAAUUCAACAUGCAUCAUUGUUUUUCCUUUUUCCUUUUUGCCAACCAAGCACAAAUUUUUUUACUAUGACGAGGAAAAAAAAAAAGCUCCUAAAAAGUAAACAAAACAAAAAAGAGAAAGAAAACACAAGCUUCAAGUUCUGGCCUCUUACAGUAUUUUACAGGUGGUAAGACAAGGCUGAUUUUUAUGAAUUGGCACUACUAAGUGGGGUUACUUGGUCUUUUUCUAAUUGUAUAAUUUAAUUUAGUACAGAGUUUGUAAGAUAUCAGAGUAUAUAUUGUUUCUAUGACAUGGUGUUGCAUUUAUAUCUUUUUACUACUCCAGUGAUCUGUGAUGGCUGCAGCAGCUUUUCCUUAUUUUUUUUCCUCCUUUAUUUUUUUUUUUUUUUAAAGAUAAUUGUUAAAGAAAUCCAUCUUUAAAAAAAAAAGCCGAGAAAUACAUCAAAUAUUCUAAAGAUUGUGUACAGAGUAUUCCUUUAGUGGUGGAAUUCAAGUGUAGGAAUAUUUGCUUUUUUUCCUGAAAGAUGAAUUGUAUUUUCUGUUUAAGAGGUUUAAAAAAAGAUUUUUGCUAUACUAUGGACAAAAAUGUAAUCGUAUGAAUAUUAAUUUUGUACCUACAUUGUGCAAUACUUGAUAAAAAAAAUACGGUAUAACAAAGUAUUUUGAGUCAGUGUCUUACAUGUCAAGAGGGACUGAAAUAGUUUAUAUUGUUAAGUUUGUAUUAAAUGCUUAAAAAUGA
Solea senegalensis (Senegalese sole) is the source of this 2482-nucleotide messenger RNA. It is a transcript of the gene tob1b, whose product is annotated as transducer of ERBB2, 1b. Bases 470 to 1498 code for a protein of 342 amino acids. Gene Ontology annotation, molecular function: transcription corepressor activity. Gene Ontology annotation, biological process: regulation of gene expression. NCBI's taxonomy places the organism in Eukaryota, Metazoa, Chordata, Actinopteri, Pleuronectiformes, Soleidae. The record is from RefSeq and is a predicted model, not a curated record. The transcript has 2 exons. Gene Ontology annotation, cellular component: nucleus; cytoplasm.